Penicillium brasilianum is the source of this 507-nucleotide messenger RNA. The record is from the annotation of a GenBank genome assembly. Lineage: Eukaryota; Fungi; Ascomycota; Eurotiomycetes; Eurotiales; Aspergillaceae.
GGACGAUCACUUCUUGAAGGGUUUUUAUGCCGGUAGCUGAUAAUAAGAUGUCAAGUCGCUCCCGGAGCGAUCUUUUGUUCUUUCCCAUACUCCAUACAUACUUGCCUCGAGUGCCCAUACAUAAUGACCUCUCUACUACGGCUAUCAACACGCCAAUUGGCGCGCCCUUCCAUCGCAUCUAUUGCUGGCUCGAUCAUCAGGCUACCCGCUCAGCGAAAUUAUGCCCAGGAUUCCAAUAAGUCGAGCAGCGGCAAACACGAUGCGACUCGGGACGCGGGCACUUCAGAGAGCCCGCUGCCCAACCACCCGAUUCCUUCCAACAAUGCAAAGCCCACACUACGAGAUGGCCGGUCGUCGCCCAUUGCCGAUUUUGAAGGUAAUCUGAAGGACGAUGUACCUGAGGAUGUGAAGAAACAUAAUGAAGAAGUGGAGAACCGAUAUGACCGACCGUACAACCACAUCGCCGAUCAGGGGAAGGUGGAGGAGAAUGGGUGGAAGAAGAAGUGA